Oncorhynchus nerka (sockeye salmon) is the source of this 760-nucleotide messenger RNA. Its product is annotated as dysbindin-A-like. NCBI's taxonomy places the organism in Eukaryota, Metazoa, Chordata, Actinopteri, Salmoniformes, Salmonidae. Gene Ontology annotation, biological process: platelet dense granule organization; regulation of synaptic vesicle exocytosis; neuron projection development. The record is from RefSeq and is a predicted model, not a curated record. Gene Ontology annotation, cellular component: plasma membrane; synaptic vesicle membrane; neuron projection. The transcript has 6 exons. Bases 250 to 738 code for a protein of 162 amino acids.
AGCUGCGCAACCCUGAUUAUACUCAACAACCCCACUGCAUGUUGACACUUGACUGCGACUGGAAAACAGCUGAGCAAAGACCAAACAACAAGCAUCUAUCAGACUUUAGCUACUUAUAGAAGUAUACAAUCUGAACAUUGACCCGUAGCUUGACAUGGAACUUGAGGAAUAUUCACAAAGAAGCUAGCUAAUACAGUUAAUGCGAAGAGAAAAAAAAAACGCAUUUGCAGCUUGGAAGAAACCAGGAAGAUGUUUGAGAAUUUCAAAGAAAGGUUGCAGACGGUGCAGCAAGAUUUCACAACGGGGAUGAAGACUCUGAGUGACAAAUCAAAGGAGGCCAAAGUUAAGCAGAAACACAGACAUGAACAUCUGACACAGUUUUCUGCCGGAGUAGAACUGCUCAGUCGGUACGAAGACACCUGGGUGACUCUCCACAGAAAAGCUAAAGAUUGUGCGAAAGCUGGAGAGACAGUGGAUGGAGAGGUGGUGAUGCUGUCUGCACACUGGGAGAAGAGAAGAGCAGCAGUGGUGGAACUACAGGAACAACUACAGCAGAUCCCAGGCUUCCUCACAGACCUGGAGACGUGCACCAACCGCAUCGCCCACCUGGAGGCAGACUUUGAGGAGCUGGAGAGCCGGCUGAUGUACCUGGACAACCUGUGUGGUCAGUGUGAGCAGCAGCGCUUCAGACACUUCCAGGUCCUGCAGCUGGAGAACUACAAGAAGAAAAAGAGGUAGGUUUUCCGUUCUCUCUGACCUC